AGUUCGGUUUGUGUUUUGUUUAAAAUUAGGAUUAGAUUGUUUCUUUUAUCUAGAAAAGGAAAAAAGUGUACGAUACGUUAAUAUUAUCUUAAUAAAAGUAAGGUGUUAUUGUAAAAGUUUCAAAGGUUUUAAGUUUAUUGUUAUUAAUUGUAAAUAAAAUGCCAAGAACAAAACGGCCGGUUAAAAAAGUAGACAAAGUCACUGAUAGUGAUGAAAAAUUGAAGAAAUUAAAUAAACUAGUUGCUGAGCAAAAAAAUAAGAUCGAUUCCCAUGCAAACAUGGAACAGAGGAACGUGGAAGUUGCUUUCAAGAUACUUCUCGAUUCAAUAAAAGCCUCGUACUUAGAGAAAACUUUGGGACAGCUGAAAACUGAGCUGUUUCUUAGAGAGGUGACAAACCAAAGGGCCACUCGGAAUUCAAAAAGACCGGACUCACAUGAUGAUGGCUACCUCACUGAAAACUCUGCCCAUGAUUCUGGAGAAAGGAGAAACAAGAAGCCAUUAGCAGGUCCACCAAGUACAUUAGGUCGUAAGACUACCCGACGCUCACGGUCUGCGGACGCUAGCCGCAUGCUCUCGGUCAGCAAGACUCAGAAUCGUUCCAGGUCCGUGUACAGGACGCCUAUGUAUAACAAGAAUCCUAUGAACUAUCCCGCUAUUACACCCAAGGUAGCUCCGCAUACAUCGCUGACGGUGCUGCGACAACCACGUCAGGGUGAGAUGGUGGUCUCCAUGUCAGGUUCCCCGGUGCUGGUGCCCUCAGUAUACUCUAUGCAAAAAGAUGAGAAAGCGAGCUGUAACAUAAUGCUUAAUGAUGGUACAAUGCUCUCGCUGCAGCCUCGUCAGCUGCGUCAGUCUCAGGCCUUCAUACCAUUCUCUUUAAUGGACUCUCAAGUCCUCAGCCAGCUAAAGACCCUCAAGGAUAACCUGGUGAAGAUGGUGGAACUCGGAGAGAAGACCAUUGAUAAGUGAUCGAUCACUAUUGCUUGUUUGACCAUAGUGAUUUAGAUUUUUUUUUUAUUUUUUAUAACAAGGUGGCAAACAUGCAAGUGAUCACAUGAA
This is a messenger RNA of Papilio machaon (common yellow swallowtail), 1061 nucleotides long. RefSeq lists its product as uncharacterized. Gene Ontology annotation, cellular component: chromosome passenger complex; spindle midzone; chromosome, centromeric region. The record is from RefSeq and is a predicted model, not a curated record. The transcript is spliced from 7 exons. NCBI's taxonomy places the organism in Eukaryota, Metazoa, Arthropoda, Insecta, Lepidoptera, Papilionidae. The coding region runs from base 159 to 971 and encodes 270 amino acids. Gene Ontology annotation, biological process: mitotic sister chromatid segregation.